CGUUCCAUUUCUCAUCUCGCGAGAGUUCACUGCGCCCCCAAAAAUUAUGGACGUCGGUGGAAACGGUAGUGGGCUACCUGUAAACAAUAAGCAGAGAGCUAUGCUACCUAACAAAACCAGGGGCGAAUUUACCCGCAAUCAAAGAAAAGAUUCAGAGGGGCAGUCUGAGUUUCCAGAUCUGGAGUUUGAAUAUUCGGACACAGAUAAGUGGGCUGCAGAGCUGUCAGAGCUUUACAGUUAUACUGAAGGACCAGAGUUCGCUCUUAAUAGGAAGUGCUUUGAAGAGGAAUUCAGAGUUCAUGUGUCUGAUAAGAAGUGGACAGAGCUCGAUGAAGCUCAGCACAGAGCUCACGCUAUGCGCCUGUUGGACAGUCUUGAAGUCACUGCCCGGGAGAAGAGGCUGAAGGUUGCUAGAGCCAUUCUCUACAUGGCUCAGGGGACCUUUGCUGAGUGCAGCUCUGAGGUGGAGGUACAGCACUGGAUGAGAUACAACAUAUUUCUGCUGCUCGAUGUGGGGACCUUCUCUGCUCUGGUGGAACUACUCAACAUGGAGAUUGAUAACAGUGCUGCCUGCAGCAGCGCUGUCAGGAAACCAGCCAUCUCCCUGGCUGACAGCACAGAUCUCAGGGUGCUGCUUAACAUCAUGUACAUGAUGGUGGAAACCAUCCAACAGGACGACCCAGCCGACAAGCCCGAAUGGAUAACCAUCAAGGAGACCUUCAGGACAGAACUGGGAUCUCCUCUCUUCAACAACGAGCCCAUUUCCGUUAUGCUCUUUGGUAUGGUUACCAAAUUCUGCAGCGGUCAUGCGCCUCACUUCCCCAUGAAGAAAGUUUUGUUGCUGUUGUGGAAGAGCAUACUGUUCACACUCGGAGGGUUUGAGCGGCUGCAGAGCAUAAAGGUCCGUAAGAGAGAGGAACUGGGUCUCCCUCCUCUCCCGGAGGACAGCAUCCGAGUCAUUCGCAGCAUGAGAGCGGCUUCUCCUCCUGCAUCUGCAUCUGACCUCAUUGAGCAGCAACAAAAGCGGGCACGUCGUGAACACAAGGCGCUGAUAAAACAGGAUAACCUUGAUGCAUUCAAUGAAAAGGAUCCUUACAAGGCGGAUGACUCACGAGAAGAUGAAGAUGACAAUGAUGACAAUGAUAACUCUAUAGAAGCAGAAACUUUCCCUCUAGAGCGGGACGAGGUGAUGCCUCCACCUAUUCCUCAUCCUCCAUCGGAGAGGGUGUCCUUCCCAAAAGGUCUGCCGUGGGCUCCUAAAGUCAGGGAAAAAGAUAUUGAAAACUUCCUAGAAUCAAGUAGAAGUAAAUUCAUUGGUUACACUCUUGGAAGUGAUACAGAUACAGUGGUUGGAUUACCCAGGCCAAUUCACGAGAGCAUCAAGACCUUAAAGCAGCACAAGUAUGUCUCUAUAGCUGAACUACAGAUCAUAAAGGAGGAGGAAUUUCAGAAAACCCCUCUUUCUGGCGGUGAAGAGGAAGUGGAGACGUGUGCCACCGAGCUGCUUUAUCAUGGGAUUCUGCCCAGUUUGCCUCAAUACAUGAUUGCUCUGCUGAAGAUCCUGCUCGCUGCUGCUCCGACAUCCAAAGCUAAAACCGACUCCAUUAACAUCCUGGCAGACGUGCUGCCGGAGGAGAUGCCGACCACAGUGCUGCAAAGCAUGAAACUUGGUGUUGAUGUGAAUCGGCACAAAGAGAUCAUUGUGAAAGCCAUCUCUGCAAUUCUGCUGCUUCUCCUGAAACACUUCAAACUCAACCACAUCUACCAGUUUGAGUACAUGGCUCAGCACUUGGUGUUUGCCAACUGCAUCCCCCUCAUUCUCAAGUUCUUCAACCAGAACAUCAUGUCUUACAUCACAGCUAAGAACAGCAUUUCAGUACUCGACUUUCCGUACUGUGUGGUGCACGAGCUCCCAGAGUUAACCGCAGAGAGUUUGGAAGCGGGAGACAACAAUCAGUUUUGCUGGAGGAAUCUGUUUUCCUGUAUUAACCUGCUGAGGAUCCUCAACAAACUGACCAAAUGGAAGCACUCCAGAACAAUGAUGCUGGUCGUGUUUAAGUCGGCACCCAUCCUGAAAAGGGCGCUGAAGGUCAAGCAGGCAAUGAUGCAGCUGUAUGUCCUCAAGCUGCUCAAAGUGCAAACAAAAUACCUCGGACGUCAGUGGAGGAAGAGCAACAUGAAGACCAUGUCUGCCAUCUACCAGAAGGUCCGACAUCGCCUGAAUGACGACUGGGCGUACGGAAACGAUCUGGACGCUCGUCCGUGGGACUUCCAGGCCGAGGAGUGCGCUCUACGAGCCAACAUCGAGCGCUUCAACAGCCGCCGCUACGACAAGAGCCACAGCAAUCCCGACUUCCUGCCUGUGGACAACUGUCUGCAAAGUGUUCUGGGCCAACGAGUGGACCUGCCCGAGGACUUCCAAAUGAACUAUGACCUUUGGCUGGAGAGGGAAGUCUUCUCCAAACCUAUUUCCUGGGAAGAACUGCUACAGUGAGACUCGACCACCGUCAACAUUCUUGUAGUUUAUUCUUGUUUUUUUUGUUUUGUUUUUUAAACAGUUUCAGUCAGGUGUUCAGAUGAAGCACCACCAGUGCUCUCACUGAUCAACAGAACUCUUCUCUGAACAGAACAGUAUGCUACACAUUCUGUAUAGACUGAAGGUGACGGAUGGAUUUUAUUCUCAGUUUCCAGCAUGGAGGAGUGUUGUCGGGGGUCCUGCUAAAUGCUUUUGGUGUUUGAACUUUUGCCUUUUGAGAAAUUUUGCAUUGUUAUGAUUUCUGUGUAGUUUUUAGC
Molecule: messenger RNA, 2793 nt
Organism: Haplochromis burtoni (Burton's mouthbrooder)
Lineage: Eukaryota; Metazoa; Chordata; Actinopteri; Cichliformes; Cichlidae
Gene: strip1
Product: striatin interacting protein 1
Exons: 20
Coding region: 47-2494 (815 amino acids)
Biological process (GO): cytoskeleton organization
Cellular component (GO): cytosol
Source: RefSeq, a predicted model, not a curated record